ACAUCCCGAUGCUGACGAGACAGAGAAGAGUCUCUCCAGAUCAGAACACCAGAUGUCCCUGUAUCGUGCCUCUCCCGGUAGCACCUUACUGCUGGGUAUGAAGAGGUUGUCUGUGCUGCUGGUGGACUGCAGGAAAACAACGGGGCUGAGUGGAACUGUGAGAGGAGGAGAAGAGAAGAAAGGAUCAGAUUUGACUCAUCAAAGAUACGGCACGAGGCUAAUCUCCCGGAGGUCACUAAACUCAACGGAGAAAGAAGUUCUGGUGAAAGGAGACGAAGAAGCUUUCAGGAUGAUAAAGGAGGAAGAGGAGGCUAUUGCUUUGAAAGAAGAAGUGGAUGAUAUUACAGUGAAAGAGGAAGAUGGGAAAGAGGUCAGAGUGGAAAACGAGGAGGUAGAAGCUUUCAGAAUCAAAAAGGAGGAAGAUUCCAUAACAUUGAAAGAAGAGGAAGAACAUGUUGGAGUGAAAGAGGAAGAGGAGGCUAUCUCAAUUAAAGAGGAGGAGUCAGAAUAUCCAAUUACAAUCAGAGAGAGACAUGACUAUGGUGGAUCCUCUGGGGAGCCUCAACAACAUCCUGAUGCUGACGAGGCAGAGAAGAGUCUCUCCAGAUCAGAACACCAGAUGGACAACGCUAGACCUUCCUCCCUCCCGGAGUCCCCGUGUCGUGCCUCUCCCGGUAGCACCUUACUGCUGGGUAUGAAGAGGUUGUCUGUGCUGCUGGUGGACUGCAGGAAAACAACGGGGCUGAGUGGAACAGUGAGAGGAGGAGCAGAGAAGAAAGGAUCAGAUUUGGCACAUCAAAGAGGAAAACCAAACUUGGAGGAACCAGAGAUGUCCGAACCAGCAAGACGACACCUCUGCUGCCAUUGUGGAAAGAGUUUUACCAAGUUAGGAAGCCUGAACAGACAUGAGAGGGGACACACAGAACCGAAGACACAAAAUUGCGCCCAGUGUGGAAAGAGUUUUAGCUACUUAGGAAAUCUGAAAGCUCAUGAGCGAACACACACACGGGAGAGACCUUUCCGUUGCUCCCAGUGUGGAAAGAAUUUUAAGUGGUUAGACACUCUCAAAACCCAUGAGCAAAUACAGACUAGGGAGAAGCCGUACCAUUGUGCCCAGUGUGGAAAGAGUUUUAGCCAGUCAGGAACCCUGAAGGAACACAUGAGACUGCACACAAGGGAGAAGCCUUACUACUGCUCACAUUGUGGGAAGAGUUUUAACCAUUUAGUUAGUAUGAAAAGACAUGAGAGGAUACACACAGGAGCGAAGCCACACCUGUGCUCCCUUUGUGGAAAGAGUUUUAAGCGGUUAGACACUCUCAAAACCCAUGAGCAAAUACACAUUAGGCAGAAGCUGUACCAUUGUGCCCAGUGUGGAAAGAGUUUUAGCAAGUCAGGAAGCCUGAAAGUUCAUGAGCGAAUACAUACAGGGGAGAAGUUAUACCAUUGCGCCCAGUGUGGAAAGAGUUUUAGCCAGUCAGGAAGCCUGAAGGAACACAUGAGACUGCACACAAGGAAGAAGACUUACUACUGCUCACAUUGUGGGAAGAGUUUUAACCAUUUAGUUAGCAUGAAAAGACAUGAGAGGAUACACACAGGAGCGAAGCCACACCCGUGCUCCCAGUGUGGAAAGAGUUUUAAGCGGUUAGACACCCUCAAAGCUCAUGAGCGAAUACACACAGGGGAGACACCACACCAUUGUGCCCAGUGUGGAAAGAGUUUUAAGCGGUUAGACACUCUCAAAACCCAUGAGCAAAUACACAUUAGGCAGAAGCUGUACCAUUGUGCCCAGUGUGGAAAGAGUUUUAAGCGGUUAGACACUCUCAAAGCUCAUGAGCGAAUACACACGGGGAAGAUACCAUACCAUUGCGCCUAGUGUGAAAAUAUUUUUUGCCUGUCAGAAAGCCUGAAAGUUCAAAGUGUUUUACACAUUUAGGAAGCCUGAAGGAACACAUGAGACUGCACACAGGGGAGAAGCCUUACAAAUGUUCAGACUGUGGGAAUACAUAUUACUCAUCACAGACACUUACAAAACAUGAGAAUCCACACAGGAGAGAAUAAUUACUUAUCCUAGUGUGUAAACUUGUAAUUCACAUCACAUACACUUACAAUUCAUCAGAGAGCGUACAACACUGCUCCCAUUGUCUUAUUUUGUUGACUGAGAAUGUUUACUUGUUUAUAAACUACAUGUUGAACUGACGUCUGUGCCCAGUGGGCUGGUUUGAAUAAACGGCAGGUGUUGGAUCAAUAUC
Messenger RNA from Oncorhynchus gorbuscha (pink salmon), 2249 nucleotides. RefSeq names its product zinc finger protein 2-like. Gene Ontology annotation, biological process: regulation of transcription by RNA polymerase II. NCBI's taxonomy places the organism in Eukaryota, Metazoa, Chordata, Actinopteri, Salmoniformes, Salmonidae. The transcript has 6 exons. The record is from RefSeq and is a predicted model, not a curated record. Gene Ontology annotation, cellular component: nucleus. Gene Ontology annotation, molecular function: DNA-binding transcription factor activity, RNA polymerase II-specific; RNA polymerase II cis-regulatory region sequence-specific DNA binding. The coding region runs from base 53 to 1873 and encodes 606 amino acids.